UGGAAAUUCACGCUUACUGUCAGCAGUCAGUCAAUUUUUGUGUUAAUUCGACACAGUAUAAUUCUUUGUAUUAUUUUUGUUGUAUUCAGCUUAUUUGCUCCCGUUGCAAUGCGUUUAACAAGAAACAUUAAAGUACCUCCUUCUUCACGUUGAAUGAAAAGGAGUUGCAUUUUGGGAUAUGUAGGCGAAUUUUCCGGCGUAAAUACGGAUGCUCGCAGUAUGGACGCCAGCGUCAACAUGACAUUAGCUUUAUGUUUUAAAUUUAAGUGUUUUUCGUGUUUAUAAAGGUGUGGGCCGUGUCCGUGUUUGUUAAGAUGUUUGAGUCAGACAACGAUCCUGAAAAGUGGCCGUUAUUUUUCGAACGUACGAGUUAUUAACGUUAGGUACAAGGGAACUGCCGUUUGCACGUUUUUAAACAUGCCAAUAAUGACUGUCAUUGACCAACGUUCACCUUCAACUUGGAUCCAUCAAACUGUUUUACUCUCUACUAGAGGCAGCAUUACUUGGGUCCUAUAUCUGUAGACUCAGGUGGGUACACUACCGUGAUGUAGAAAAGAGUUGACACAUUAUUCUUGCUGUAUUCCUCUUUCCUCUUCAUACUGAGAUCAGAUUAAACAUAGUCUGGGAUGGUAAAACUGCUAAGCAAUGCUACAUAUUCUACAAAGAUCAUUUUAUUGUGGUGUCUAUGAGCUUCAACAUCAAGUCAAAAACCUAGCAUAAAAGUUCACCAUUUUAGCUUAGAGGACUAAUAAAGUCAUCAUCGUAGUUCUGGGGUAAGUUGAGUCUGUUGCUCAACUGAGAAAGUAAAGGAGUCUGAUGAGAGGAUCAGAGUCUCAGUUCAGAUUGUUGAAAUGUGUUACUUUUUCUUUUCAGAAAUACAGCUGUGAAUGUUCCGAAUCACUUAAAGACAUUCUCAUGUUAAAAUGGCUUUUUACAAAACAGCUUUUUAGCAGUUAUACAUAAUAAUAAUAAUAAUAAAAAGAGUUAUUGUACCAGUUGAAUAGUGUAUAAUAGAUAAAAAUACACAUGAAUGUGAAGAAGUGACUGUUAUUUAGGGAGAGAGAAAGUGAGGGAGAAGGUGAGGGAGGGCUGGGGUGGAGAGUUGGGGUGUAGUAGCGAUACGUCUCAACUUACCCUGCUCCUAUGGUCAACUUACCCCAUACACGGGGUAAGUUUUUGGCAUGCUCUAUUAUCAAGACAGUUAUGUUUACACUAAUUCUGUUGGUUUACAGGGAUGCACAACAUCUUGAAAUAUAUGCAGAUACACUCGUUAGAGACAAAACUAUGAUUGCCUUGAUGUAGUGAUCCGAAAUAUGAAAAAUGGUUCAUCUUACCCCACUUUCCUCUUUUGGGUAAAAUAAAAUGACCCACAGUUUUUGGAAAUGUUUUUGAAUGUUAGGGGGGAAAACUGCUAAUUGGUGUAUCAUAUACUCUUUUUUUUUACAACUAAUAAGCGUAAAAUACAACAGUGUUUGUUUUUUUUUGACACAAUCCAAAACCAUUGAACGAAGUGUUACAAUAUAUACAUCAUAUCCUUGUUUAGCUGCAGUGCUUUCUUGUGUGUAGUUUUCAGGUUCAGCUGAAAUCCACAUUUUUUGUUUUGAUUUUAGCUCAGAAGUCCACAGACCUUUUGCUCACACCACAAAAACUGAAAUAAAAGUACCUUGAGAUGGACAGUCAUGAUAAGAAAGGGGCAUAAAUAUUUACACUCUUUUUCCAAUCAACAAAGAAUUGAUAGCAUAAUCAAGAUGGGAUGUAUGUAGUUUUGGUUUCUUAUAAUCUUAAGCAUGAAAAAUGUUUUCUACUGUCGAGCUAUGGCUUUAUUCUUGCUACAUGAUGACUGUGAAAUUGACUUACUCUUGUUUUUAAUUAGUUUCCUUCCUUUUUGAUUAUUUGCAGAACACCCAGAGUUUAUCUUGAAGACUCAAGCAAAGAUAAAGAAUAUCUGGAUUUCACAUUCAUUUUGGGAAUGCACUGAAUUUGUCAAAACAUCAAGCUUGAUGUCACUCUACAAAAGCCAAUAUAUUAAAGCCUCCCACCACAUCUGGAGUUUUACUUUUUGGCACCUGACAACCCUCUGUUCAUCCUUUGGCAAUGCUUACCCAACACCUCUCUGCAUAAAAGACUGAUUAUUAGUGUUGAUGCAAGAGCAAGGAGUCCUUCGGUAAUGUGUGGAACCUGAACAGACAUGAGCGUCACGUCAAGAAGCCCCUUUGUUGGUUUCUGCUUUCAGAAAUCACAACUGGGGAGACUUUUGUAAUGAGUCGAAUGCACAGCAAAGCACAGAAUCAGCAGUGCAAGACUCAAAGAUGAGGCCCAGACGAAGACUGGAGAUGAAGCCAGAGACAUCUGAAAACAGUGUGGAGUAUACAGUGGGUGAAGAUGAUGUUUAUUUGGACACUAGUUGUGAGAGGGGAGAUGAUUCAACAAGCUCCGAAUCGGACAAUGAGGAGAGGCCCUUCAAACCUGCAGGUCCGAUUCCAGAUAACGCAGAAUCAGAUGGUGGCUCAAGCUCAACAGAUGAUUCCAGUGAUUCCUCGCAUCAUCCAAAAUCUAAAACCACACCUGCUGUCAUCCCUGCAAAUAAAAACUCAGUAUGUGAAACCUGUGGUAGAGGUCCCUUUAGAUCACUCAAGCUCCAUUUACUGCACUGUCGCAGUGGCAGUGGUGUAAGAGUGAAAGACAAAUGUUUUCUUUGCAAAGAGCUCUUUUCCACUGAGACAUUGCUGAAUGAACAUUACAUGUCUUUGUAUUCUUGUGACAGCUGUGGACAGGUUUUCUCCAAUGAGGUCAUGUACUGUCAGCACCCAUGUUCCAGAAAGAGCAAAUCCUCUUUGGCUCUCUUUUGUCCUGAGUCAAUGCCCCAUGUGUGUAGAGUCUGCAAAUUGUUUUUCACUUCUGAGAAAACUUUACUAAACCAUGUCACUAAGGUCCACGCAUCAUUGGUAAGCACCAAAGUGUGCAUCAUUACCAACCCAUCGGUGCUUACAGAUAAACACGGUAAUCCAGAAGAUCAUGUAGCUACGAGUAUUCCAAAUGUGUUCAAUCAGGCUGUAAAUGGAAAGCUCCAUGAUGGCCAAACCAGUCCCUCUUCUUUCUUGACCUCCUCCCUUCCAGGCCAACCACCUGCUCCAACAUGCACAGGGUCUCCUACUAUUCCUCUCAGAAUGGAGAAAGACAGUACCACAGAGCUCCCACUGGGAGAAACUCCAGCUUCUCUACCUUCUGACCCUGACUCGCAGCAAAUGCCAACCAUCUUAGCCAUGUUUGAAAAUGGAAGUCAUAACGUGGCCCUGAUGAAACGUAUGAAUACAGGCUGGCGCUCCAAACCUCCCCACCCCUGCAGGCAGUGUGGUGCCAUCUUCCGACAGCCUUCCCUCCUCAUUCGCCACCGCUAUCUACAUCGGGGUCAUCGCUCAUACCAGUGCCAGUGCGGCCGAGCCUUCAAGCAUCAGCUGUAUCUCCUGCGACACUGUGUAGAGCAUGCAGAGAACAUGAGCUACAUCUGUACCAGCUGCGGGGGGACAUUCACAGGGGCAUCUGUGUUGGCUAAACACUUAAAGGGGAAGACCUUGAAAAAUUCCUAUUCUGGACGUUUGAGGAAUCAUAAAGUAAAACAGAAAUGCAGAAUGCCCUUUACAUGUGACUGUGGACAGCUCUUUAUUCGACCUUCAGCUUACAUAUGGCAUCAGCUCAAAAAUGGAUCAAAAACUAAAAGUGUGAAGAAAUGCUCGAAACGAUGAGGUACCGUCUUCAUUUCUGAAUUUAUUGUUUUUUAAUAGUCCUCCCCCAUUGUGUGUACAACACUCUUAAAUCAAGGGUCAAACCAAAGGGAUCAUAAGCACUUUUUGUAACACCAAGUGACAAAAAAACAACCUAACACAUUCGUUUUGUAAUGGCUUUUAUUAAAGGCACGUCCAGGCUGGUUGCUGAAUUAUUUGUAAAGAUGUACAAAUGAUACACAGCAAACAAGGUUAAAACAAGUUCUUCUUAUAUAAAAUAUAAUCCGUUAAAAGCUCCAGUUUAUCCUCUAAAGGAGAGUGAGUCCAGUUUUCCACACUUUAGCUUUCUCACAAAGUGCUUUUUUGACACUGCAGGUUGUUUGGGAGUUUCAGAGUUUGCUCAUUUUCUUCUUUUUUACAUAUAUAUUUGGCUUCACCAAAGUUUAUACAAAUGUUUUGCUCCUGAAAAGAUUUGUAAUUCAGGUUAAAUUUUGCCAACAUUUUGUGGUUCUGUUUUAACUCGAAGUUUGAACUGUGCUCAGUUUUGUGUGGUCUGCACGAUUUAUGUCCACUAGGUGAAGCUGUUGAGCCGCUGAAAAAUGAGUUUACAAGGCAUCUUGCACUAAAGUUUGUUCUCAGAGCAGGUGUAAACUGUUACAUGAUAUUCUGAUUUGUAGACAUUUCGUGUGAGUUUAUGUUGGUAUAAAUGAAAAAAAAACUUAAAGGAUUUUUAUGUCUGAAAUAAAGCUUUUUUUGGCAAAACUUCAA
Molecule: messenger RNA, 4490 nt
Organism: Xyrichtys novacula (pearly razorfish)
Lineage: Eukaryota; Metazoa; Chordata; Actinopteri; Labriformes; Labridae
Source: the annotation of a GenBank genome assembly